Molecule: messenger RNA, 4126 nt
Organism: Lagopus muta (rock ptarmigan)
Lineage: Eukaryota; Metazoa; Chordata; Aves; Galliformes; Phasianidae
Gene: PIGU
Product: phosphatidylinositol glycan anchor biosynthesis class U
Exons: 8
Coding region: 1229-2404 (391 amino acids)
Biological process (GO): protein localization to cell surface; attachment of GPI anchor to protein
Cellular component (GO): GPI-anchor transamidase complex; membrane
Source: RefSeq, a predicted model, not a curated record
UAUUGCUUCUUUCCAAUUGCAGUGGGCUGCUUUGGUUCUUCUGCUCUCUGGAUUUUUCUUUCCGAUUCAGGACUUCUACAUUUGCUGAAGAUUUUUUUUCUCAUAAAAUCUUGCAUUUCCUAUUCCACAUAAAAUUCCCAAAUACUUGAUUUUAAAGCGAAUGCUUUCCUGAACGUAUGGUGCCAACAAGCAGAUUUACUCAGUGCACUCAGCAGCAUGAGGUCAGCAAUUGCUGUGAAGAGCCUUGUGUCUCCAUAGGUGACUUCCCAUUUAUUUUGUCAGUACACUGGUGUAGGCAGAGCUGAUUCUAUGCCAAAUAUCUCAGAUGUCUUUUCAGUCAGGAGAGUUGGCUGCACUCAAGCAAGAUGUUUUUUAAUAUUUCAAGUUGCAUUUCCCAGAAUUGUAUGUAUGUAUGUAAUGCUCAAAGACAUUCCAGGUUGUCAGUUUAGUUAUGUCACGUGUUGGUGUUCCUCUGUAUUUUAAAUGUGUUCUGAUCUCAGAAAGCUUCAAUUAAAAUAUAUAAUAUACAAGCAAGAUAUAUAGCAUAAUAUAAAAGAUUUUUUUUUUCAUGAGGGUUUUGACCUAAGUAAAUCAUUGUCUUAAAUUAUUCUGUGUUAGAGUUUUCCAUAAGAAAAGUUGUUUUUUCUUACAUGAAUGUUGUAAAUUUUCCAGGGUGAGGAAGGUAGAGUUUUGCCUUUCACAUUGGCAAAGCGCAGGCUGCUCUGUGUCCCUCACACUGGUGCACGUUCUCAUAGGAAGGCUGUCAUUAAAUCACACUUCUUGCUGUGGCCUGUGUGUCUGUGGGAACACGGGCAAAAGCGAGCUGGCACUCAGGGGUGGGAGCAAGGUUUAUGUAAGAAGGCAAUUAGGAAGUCAUCAGCCUUGUCCGCUUAUUAAUGUGACCGAUGUAGCUGUUACUAGGGGCAGCAUCCCAUUAUCUUGCUUAUUGUAUUGCUAAGCCUUCCAAGCAUGUUUCUGGGCUUUGAACCUAGCUAAUGGAGAACACUGUGUAAACCACCCCCAGAAGAAGCUGGCAGCCUUGAAGUGCAGCUGCGUUCUGGAAGGUAAAGGCGUUCAGGGCUCACUGUCUUUCUGUAACUGCAGUUAAAAUGGGCCGGAUUUCAUGGCUGGCAGUUCUGUGCUCUGAUUAUGCCAUGGGGAGCCUGCGUGAUUGCUCUGCCAGGCUGGGAGUGCUUGGGUGCAAACGGUUUGAGGGAAACUUCUGGUCAUGCACCAGAAGGGUUUGUGUCCAUCUUGCUUUCUUCUUCCUGCUGUUGAUUUCUCAGAGCCAGUAACUGUGAAAAGCAGAAAGCUUCAGAUCCAGUGGGUCUGGGUCUGGCUGGAUAAAUGCAGUCUUUCCGAAAAGCAAGGAAGGUUUUGGUGGUCAUUUCAUAAGACAGAAUUUGGCAUUUUAGAAAUCUUCCCAUCUCCUUUUUUUCCAGCGUGCCCUCUGUGGCCAUGGUGCCUCAGGCUGUACUGCAAAGAUCUGGGUUUUGCUCCAGAUAGAACCACCUGUUCGCCUGACUAUCUGUUAAACCCCUACACUGUGAUGUCUUGUGUGGCAAAGUCCACCUGUGCCAUCAGCAAUACUGUCAUUGCAUUCUUCAUUUUGGCUACAAUAAGAGGUAGUGCCUUCCUCAGUGCUGUGUUCUUGGCCCUAGCAACAUACCAGUCACUCUACCCCAUCACGUUGUUUGCUCCAGCACUGCUUUACCUUCUACAGCGUCAGUUCAUACCAAUAAAACCAAAAAGUAAAAGCUUCUGGCUCUUCACCAUGCAGUAUACAGCCUUGUACCUGUGCAGCCUGGUGGUGAUCAUCUGCCUCUCCUUCUUCCUCCUCAACUCGUGGGAUUUUAUCCCAUCUGUUUACGGGUUUAUCCUUUCUGUUCCAGAUCUGACGCCCAAUAUUGGCCUUUUCUGGUACUUCUUUGCAGAGAUGUUUGAACACUUCAGUCUUUUCUUUGUAUGUGUGUUUCAAAUCAAUGUGUUCUUCUACACCAUUCCCCUGGCAGUAAAGCUCAAGGAACACCCUGUGUUCUUCAUGUUUGUCCAGCUCGCAAUCAUUUCUAUCUUCAAGUCCUAUCCCACAGUGGGAGAUGUUGCACUGUAUAUGGCUUUCCUCCCAGUCUGGAGCCACCUUUACAGGUUCCUUCGGAACAUCUUCAUCCUGUCAUGUAUGCUCAUCGCCUGCUCCCUCCUGUUCCCUGUUUUGUGGCAUCUCUGGAUUUUUGCAGGAAGUGCCAAUUCCAAUUUUUAUUACGCCAUCACGUUGACUUUCAACAUAGGGCAGAUCCUGCUCAUCUCGGAUUACUUCUAUGCCUUCCUCCGGCGGGAGUACUACCUCACUCAUGGACUCCAUCUGACAAGGCAGGAUGGGACAGAGGCCAUGCUUGUUUUGAAGUAAGGGUUGAAUCCACUGUUUCUUGGGCCAUGGACUACUUUAAGGAACAUGUGAAGCUGGGUGUAUAUGGGGUGGGUGGGGAAGGUUCCCUGGAUGAGGUCUGGCUUUGGGGAUGAUACCUACCGAAAGAAUGGGCUGCGGUUCUUCUGGGAGCACCCUCUGCAGCAGCGGACACAGUGCAGGCUGAGAGCUGCAAGAGCUGCAAGAAGAACCUUCACCGGAGAAUCUCCCUUCUUCCUUCAGCUGUGCUUUUCACUGAGACCUCAGCCAUCAGUUCUGGGCAGUCCAGCAGGAACUGGAGCAAGCAUUUGAGCUAAAAACAGGGCUCGAUCUCUGGACCAGAAACUGCUCAGACCAUUAACUGUUUUCUUUACGUCACUGCUUCUUGAAAAUGUUUGCUUCUCCUGGAAAUUUCCCUGUCACAGCUUUUACUGGUAAUGCUCCUGUUUGACAUGAGAACAUCUGGGUGCCUGUGCCAAAGGCCUGCCUGCUGUUGCGGGUUCUGGAAAAACCAUGUGCUCAGGCACAGGGGCAGUUUUUAAAGCAAGUAGGUGAGCAAGGAUGAACUGUUGGAAGGAGGAGCUGCUGCUGUGGGAGCUCUUGGCACUCACGUCACUACUGAGAACUGGAACUAGAGGAAAGCAGGAGCAGGGGGCAGUGUGCAAGUGUUCGACCCCUUUAUGAGUAGAUGCUCCCUUGUGAAGAGCUGCAGGGAAUCACAGCAGGCUCUCAGAGGAAGAAACACUACUGUGCAGAUAGUCUCCUACUACAGUGUGGGUAGUGGGUAGCUGCUCUAUCCUGUUGAGUGGAUGCUUCCUUGUGAGGAGCUGCACAGAAACGUGGCAGGGUCUCAGAAGAAGAAACGCUGCUGUGCAGGUAGUCUCCUACUGCUCCUUAUUUCUGUGUGUUAACAAAGCUUGGCAAUGCAGGGCUUGCACUACGCUGUUGUGAUAGCUUGGGGCAGCAGCACACACAUGAAACAAGCAAGCUGCCUGCCUGGGCUGGGGACCAGGAGGUGUCAGGAUCUCCCCACAGACCAAACUCAGAAGGUGCCUUGGACUGCACUGUUACAGAGUUGUUGGGCUCCAGGUGUUUCACAGCAGCUUAACCAUACGGAUAGUCACGGCAGUGUUACACUCUUGCACACACAGCGGAGGUAUCUUGUUGCUGUGUGUGGAAGGCUCUGUAACAUGCUGUCUUUCAGCUCCCCUGCUGCUUUCCCUGUGUUCACACCUUUUCUCCAGAGCUUUUGCUGCUGCUGACCCCAUGAAUGUGACCCACCGAGGGAAUCCCCAGGGCUCUGCUGGUUGCACGUGGCACUGGGCCAUUAACCAUAGUGUUGAAAGCCUUCUGCAGUGCUGGGGCAGGGAGCGGCCGCUGCUCCUCAGCCGUGCGGAGAAAAAAGCGGAAAGGCUGGUGGUUUGUCAGCAUGGAAACAAGACUGCCUGGCCCAGAGCAACAGAGAGAGCGGCGUGCCCAGGCCCUCCCCAGGCAGUUUUAUGAACAAAUCUUGUGGUUUUUUUUAACAGUUAAAAAUUUUGCCUUACUGCACUGCUGUUAGCGCUUUUGCCGGGGGGUGUUACUGUGAGUCCGGCUCAGCCACCCCAUGCUGCAGCCCUGGGCCGCAGGUCGCGAAGGCACGGCUGCUCCGGGCUGCCCCGUGCGGCAUGGCAAAGAGCACAAUAAACUGUGCAAGUUUUAGGAGUCGUUUGCCUGCUCUGUGUU